UUGUGAAAGUUUUGUGCUUGAGAGAGAGAGAGAGAGAGAGAGAGAGAGAGACAUGGUUGCUACUUGCUACCAUUUCUUGACCUUGAGAAAAUCAGCUUUGUAGUUCACAACAGAGAAGGCAAUUGGUGCAUUAUCAGAUCAAAUCAAAAUAAGACGGGCUUUGCUAAGAACGUAUCCAAUUAUUGCGGAGUGUCAAGAUAUUGAAGAGGAAGCCGCCAAAGCUUAUGAUACUGCAAUGAUAAGGGUAAGAGGGAGGAGAGGGUUCCCCAAUUUUGAUAUCAGUCUAUAUGAUGUCCAAGUCAUUCUGGAUAGCACAACCUUUCCAAUAAAAGGUGCUUCGAAGACCAUAAAGCGGAGUUCAAUUUAUAAUGUGCUUCAAAAGAUAAGAAAGACUCGCAACUUCCCCAGCUCAACACCCAGUGCCCCUCCAUCACUUCACCCAAUAGAUCAAACUCAAACAACGGCAAUCGAUUCAAGCCUUCAGUAUCAAUUUCAUAGUCUGCGAGUAAAAGAGGAUGCAACUAGACCUCAUGGCCUAGCUGCUCUAAAAUUAUGGGGCGAGUCUGCGAGUUUGAAUUUUCCGUUGAGCAACUACCUGAAUGACCUGGAAGAAAUGAAGUCAUUUACGAAGAAGGAAUACUUUCUACACAUCAGAAAGAAGACGGGUUUAACCAAGACGGUAUCCGAUUACCGUGGAGUUUCAAGGAACGCGCACAAUAAAAAAUGGCAAGUUAGGUUAGGAAAAGGAAAAGACAUUGAUAGCAUUUACGUGGGAACAUUUGAUACGGAAGAGCAAGCCGCCGAAGCAUAUGACGUUGCAGCUAUAAGGGUGAAAGGGCCGAAAGCAAUCACCAAUUUUGAUAAAAGUAACUAUGAUAUCAAACAGAUUCUUGAAGGCCCAAAAUUUCUAAUUGAAAAAGGUGCAUCGAAGACAUUGAAGCGGAGUUCAGUUGACGAUGUGCUUCAAAAGAGAAGAAAGACUCGCAGUGUCUCCAGCUCAACCCCUAGUGCCCCACCAUCACUUCACCCAAUAGAUCAAACUAAACUAACGGCAAUCGAUUCAACCCUUCAGUAUCAAUUUCAGAUCCCUUCCCUCCAAGUUCCUGUCCCUCACGGUUACCAAAACCCUACCUUUGAAGCAAACCGAAGUUUCAGUCCUCACUAUGACUAUGGUGGAAGUGAGCCAACAACCCAGUUUCAACCUAUCAUACCCGUAUUGAAUCAAGAGUUUCCAUCUCACCAGUACUAUAACGGUAAUUCCCAGCACCACCUUGAUCAAACCCCUAGCUCCCAGUUCCUUCAAGACACUCAGAACCCUAAUCUUGUUGCUGGGUUGAACAACCUUGCAAGUGAUAACUGUAUGGAAGACUUUUCCAGCAGUCAGGUUCAUGAGGCGAGUUUCGAGAUGAUGGGGACGAACGAGGGUGGUGUUCAUGGUGAUGGAAAUCUUGUUGAUCCUGUGUUUGGGCUGGGCAAUUCUGACUUGGAUUCUGCGAGUUGGCUGGAAACGUUCUUGAGGAUGAGCCCACAACGUCCUGAUUCUAAGGUGUGAAAAAGUAGAAGGCUUUUGUAUUAUGCAUGCGGUUGUGAAAUUUAGCAUCCGGCGGUGUAGUCAAACCUUGAUAAUUAAUGUAUUGAUGGAUCUGUGG
Rosa rugosa (rugosa rose) is the source of this 1649-nucleotide messenger RNA. RefSeq names its product AP2-like ethylene-responsive transcription factor PLT2. The coding region runs from base 236 to 1552 and encodes 438 amino acids. Gene Ontology annotation, biological process: regulation of DNA-templated transcription. The transcript has 7 exons. Gene Ontology annotation, molecular function: DNA binding; DNA-binding transcription factor activity. The record is from RefSeq and is a predicted model, not a curated record. Lineage: Eukaryota; Viridiplantae; Streptophyta; Magnoliopsida; Rosales; Rosaceae.